Molecule: messenger RNA, 933 nt
Organism: Paracoccidioides brasiliensis Pb18
Product: mitochondrial GTP/GDP carrier protein 1
Exons: 7
Coding region: 1-933 (310 amino acids)
Cellular component (GO): mitochondrion
Molecular function (GO): guanine nucleotide transmembrane transporter activity
Source: RefSeq, a predicted model, not a curated record
AUGUCUCCUCCUGCUCUUGUCGCUCCUGGCGCAGGUUCUGCCGCAAAGGAUGUGAAGAGAGAGUCCGGGAUUGCUCGACUUCUCGGGUCGGGAUGCUCGGGCAUUGCUGAACUUCUUAUCUUCCAUCCCGUUGAUACCACCUCAAAACGUCUAAUGAGUCAUCAUGGAAAGAUCACCAAUGUUUCGCAAUUGAGCACAGUCAUUUUCAAGGACUUUGCCUCUGCCUCCGCCGCAUCGAAAUUUACCUCCCUCUUCCCGGGUCUAGGAUAUGCAGCUGGAUACAAAGUCUUGCAACGGAUAUACAAGUAUGGUGGACAGCCAUUUGUCCGGGAUUAUCUGGCGAAGCACCAUGGCUCUUCGUUCGACAAUGCAUUUGGCAAGGGCACGGGAAAGGCAAUCAUGCAUGCCACAGCUGGAAGUUUGAUCGGUAUUGGAGAGAUUAUCCUUCUCCCUCUUGACGUCCUCAAGAUCAAGCGCCAGACCAACCCCGAAGCAUUCCGAGGCCGUGGUCUCCUCAAGAUUAUCAAAGACGAGGGCAUGGGUCUUUACCGCGGCGCAGGGUGGACCGCAGCGCGAAAUGCACCAGGUUCCUUUGCACUCUUCGGCGGCUCCGCUUUUACCAAAGAAUACCUUUUCAACCUAAAAGAUUACAACUCCGCCACGUGGCUUCAGAACUUUGUAUCGUCGAUUGCUGGCGCGAGCGCCUCGCUGAUCGUCUCCGCUCCACUGGAUGUCAUUAAGACACGGAUUCAGAACCGAAACUUCGAGAAUCCGGAGUCUGGCUUCCGUAUCGUAAGCAGCAUGAUCAAGAAUGAGGGCCUGACUAGUUUCUUCAAGGGACUGACGCCUAAGCUCCUCAUGACGGGGCCAAAGCUUGUCUUUAGCUUCUGGCUUGCGCAAACGUUGAUUCCGGCGUUUGGGAAGGUUGUGUAA